This is a messenger RNA of Camelina sativa (false flax), 1914 nucleotides long. The record is from RefSeq and is a predicted model, not a curated record. NCBI's taxonomy places the organism in Eukaryota, Viridiplantae, Streptophyta, Magnoliopsida, Brassicales, Brassicaceae.
GAAAAAAAAAAAAAAAACUAAAGCUAUACAUCUCUCUUUCACUUCUCCCUCUCUGUCUCUCUCUUCCUAACCCUAAUUUACCAAUCACCAACCAAAGCAAAUUAAGCAGACAACCCCCACAGACACCUCAAACCCCCAACACAUCUCAAGUAUAAACUAAUUAAUUAAAAAAAAAAUUACAAAAGAAGAGAGUGAGAAAUAGAAACCUACCAAAAGCCCUUUUCACUUCCUCUCCCAAGUACAACUCAACAGAAGAGAAGAAGCUAUAAACAAAGAGAGAAGAGAAUAAGAAGACAAAAAAAAGAGAGAGAAAGAGAGAGAACCUUAGCUUACCAAAUCAAUCAAAGAAUAAGAUGAAGAAGAAAAAUCCAGCUUGAUAUUUGUCGUGAAAAACAUUAUUAUUCGUUUUCUCUUCUACCUAGCUAGAGUCUCUAUUAGGUCAAAAUCAAUUCUCAUCUCUCCCUCACCGAUCAGUCUCAACAUAGAAAUGGAUCCAGUUCAAUCUCAUGGAUCACAAAGCUCUCUCCCUCCUCCUUUCCACGCUAGAGACUUCCAAUUACAUCUUCAACAACAACAACAACAACAUCAUCAACAACAACAACAGUUCUUUCUCAACCAUCAUCAGCAGCCGCAAAGAAACCCUGAUCAAGAUCACGAGCAGCAAGGAGGGUCAAUAUUGAAUCGAUCUAUGAAGAUGGAUCGCGAAGAGACAAGCGAUAACAUGGACAACAUGGGUAACAACAGUGGUAGCGAAGGUAAAGAGAUGAGUUUACAUGGAGGAGAAGGAGGAAGCGGCGGUGGAGGAAGCGGAGAACAGAUGACAAGAAGGCCAAGAGGAAGACCAGCAGGAUCCAAGAACAAACCUAAAGCUCCAAUAAUCAUAACAAGAGACAGCGCAAACGCUCUUCGAACUCAUGUUAUGGAGAUCGGAGACGGAUGUGACAUAGUUGACUGUAUGGCUACGUUCGCUAGACGCCGCCAAAGAGGCGUUUGCGUUAUGAGCGGCACAGGGAACGUUACUAACGUCACUAUACGUCAGCCCGGAUCACCAGCUGGCUCGGUGGUUAGCCUCCACGGCCGGUUUGAAAUCCUUUCUCUUUCCGGAUCUUUCUUACCGCCACCUGCGCCUCCUGCAGCCACUGGAUUAAGUGUUUACCUAGCUGGAGGACAAGGGCAGGUGGUCGGAGGCAGUGUAGUAGGACCUUUGUUGUGUUCGGGUCCUGUGGUGGUUAUGGCGGCCUCUUUUAGCAAUGCGGCGUACGAGAGACUGCCUUUGGAAGAGGAUGAGAUGCAAACUCCUGUUCAGGGAGGAAAUGGAGGAGGAGGAGGAGGAGGCGGUGGUGGAAUGGGGUCUUCACCAAUGAUGGGGCAGCAACAAGCUAUGGCAGCUAUGGCGGCUGCUCAAGGACUACCACCAAAUCUUCUUGGUUCGGUUCAGUUGCCGCCGCCACAGCAAAAUGAUCAGCAGUAUUGGUCUACGGGUCGGCCACCGUAUUGAUUAGAUUGCUACUCUUAUAUAUAUAUCACACAUGAAUUGAAUAUAUUUUAGCUAUGUACUUAUAUAUAUGUAGCUAUUUACUAAUAGAUCUUACAUAUAUAUAAAGCAAGCUAACUUGGAAUGAUUAAAGAGGAGGUGUACUAAGUAUGACGAGAAGAUGAAGACGGCGAUGAUGAAGAAGCCUUUUCCGAUGGGUUUGUGGAUCAACAAUUGAGUAGAUGUUUCAGGUUCUUCUUUGUUUAUUUUUGUCUUGUUUUAGUGGUAGUUGUUUUUUUUAAUGUUUGAUUAUGUGAGGUUUUAAGUUGUUCUUUACUUUAUUGAGUUAUUUGAUGAAUUUGAUUCUUAAUUAUGUUCGGUCUGUUUUCUUUGUUUACAAGAAUUACGUACCCAAAUCAAACUACUUAUGGUUUUAAGUU